UAUUUGACGAGAGAAGCAAAAAAGCCCGAGUCAUGCGGAAAAGCAUAUAAACAAAAAAUCACCUCUCUCUUCUAAAAAUAGAAAUUCCCCAAAUUCAGCCAAACCCUAACCCUAAGAACCAAUCUUUCUUCUAAACGAAUCUUCUCUCAUAAAUUCUCUCAUUCCUCUCCAUCCUUUUCCCUUUCUGGAGAUCUGACCUCUUCUGCUAAAAGUUAUCAAUUCAUUUCGGUAGAUCGGUUUUUUCUUCUUUAGUUUCUUGAAUUCCUAUUGUUAAUGGUGGAAAUUUUCAAGAACUUGUUAAUGAGCACCCCUUUAUCUUCUAUAAGGGGAAUCUCCGUAUCUUCUUUCUUUUCCUUCGGUUCUUGCAGAGAAGGUUGGUAUUAUCGUAGCGUCGGCCUCGACCCUUGAUCAUCUUGGCCCGAAUCUUAUAGGCCUACGUCCAGGACAGUGACUAUUUUCCAAAGGCAAUUCAGUCGGCGCUAUUUCUACUAGAAACUGUCUCUCGGUUCGUAGGCCAGUAAACACAUUUAUUUAUAAAUCCAAAAAAUAUUCUCUCUAAAUUUAGUUGGAAAGAUCUUUUUUUGUUUUUGUUUAUUGGAUCACAUUUGAGAUCAAUUGAUAAGAUGUUGCUUUAUAAGACAAAGAAGAUUCAACAGGGGAAAGGAAACCGGUUGUUGAUCAGCAUAACGGUUCUUGGGAGUGCGGGGCCGAUUCGUUUUGUUGUGAAAGAAGAGGAUCUUGUGGCUGAUGUUAUUAAUACUGCAUUGAAAAAUUAUGCUCGGGAGGGAAGGCUUCCUGUUCUUGGGUCAGAUUUGAACAAUUUUGUGCUAUAUUGCCCGGCUGUCACAACAGAAGUCCUGAGUCCAUGGGAGACAAUUGGAUCCGUUGGGGUUCGUAACUUUGUGCUAUUCAAGAAGCCGCAGGCUGAGAAUGCAAUUCUUGAUGGGAAACAAGCAGCAAUGGAUCGGAAGAGAGCUGCAAGUUGGAAGGCAUGGUUCAACAAGUCACUCACUCGCAAGAUAGUUUCUUACUGAACACACAAAGUAGUCUAUGUUCUUGUUGGUAUUUUGUUCGAUUCCUUUUUUUUAAUGUCGCUAUAUUUUCGUACUGUGAACUUACAGUUCCCUGUGACCUAACAAUGUGAAAUCUUGUUGGUGUUUUCCUAAUGACAAAUUAAGCCUUUAUCAGCUACUGAGAUCGUAUUAUGUUGAUUUAGUCGUUUGAACUAAGCAAAUCAUGACAGAGUUCCAACUGA
Nicotiana attenuata is the source of this 1255-nucleotide messenger RNA. RefSeq lists its product as uncharacterized. Bases 624 to 1034 code for a protein of 136 amino acids. NCBI's taxonomy places the organism in Eukaryota, Viridiplantae, Streptophyta, Magnoliopsida, Solanales, Solanaceae. The transcript has 2 exons. The record is from RefSeq and is a predicted model, not a curated record.